GCCGCCGGGCCGCGCCGUACUGGGCCGCGCUGUGCCCGGCCGGGCGGCGGUUGCGAGAGGAGGCCGGAGGCGAGCGCGGGGCCGGCUGUGGGCCCGCAGGGCCGCUGGCAGCCCGCAGGGAGAGCGCGAGCCAGCAGCCGGGGCCGGGCCGGGCUUCCAGACAGGUGAUCCGUGGCGCGGCGGCGGCCCCAGCCUCCCUCCGGAGUUCUUCUCGGGGGCCGAUGCCCGCAAAUAUGCAGAAUUACCGGCCGGGUCGCUCCUGAAGCCAGCGCUGGAGAACGAGCGCGGCGGCGGCCAGCACCGGGAACGCACCAAGGAAGAAGCCCAGCCCCCGCCCUCCGCCCCUUCCGUCCCCACCCCCUACCCGGCGGCCCAGGAGGCUCCCAGCGCGGCGGGCGCGCACUCCGUUCCUCCUCCUCCUCCUGGCUGGCGCUGCCUGCCUCUCCGCACUCGCUGCUCGCGCCGGGCGCGCUCUGCCAGCUCCUUGCUCCCCGCGCCACCCUCCUCUGGGCCGCGCUCCCUAAGGGAUGGUACUGAAUUUCGCCGCCACAGGAGCCCGGCUGGAGCGCCCGCCCCGCGGCCUCGCCUCUCCGCCGAGCCGCCAGCGCCUCGGGACGCGAUGAGGACCUGGGCUUGCCUGCUGCUACUCGGCUGCGGAUACCUCGCCCAUGCUCUGGCCGAGGAAGCCGAGAUCCCCCGCGAGGUGAUCGAGAGGCUGGCGCACAGUCAGAUCCACAGCAUCCGGGACCUCCAGCGACUCCUGGAGAUAGACUCCGUAGUCGCGGCCGAGGGCUGCUCGCUUGCCCGGGGAUUGUUUUCGCCUAGAAGGAAAACGCCGCGUGUGUCACACAAAGUUCAGCCGCGGCGCCCUCGCCUGGUGUGCCGGCCCCCCGCCUGCCCUGGGGCCGGAGGAGCGUCGGGAGCACCCCCAGGCCCUGGGCGCAGAGCCCUGGCUAGUGCCCCGGGCGGGCAGCCCGCGGAGCGAGUCCCCAAGGGCAGGCGCGCCUCCGGGACCCACGGGCGGGCGGAGUCGGUCCCCGGAUCAGGGCCCCGCACCUUUGUAAUCCCUGGGAGCUGGUGCGGCGUUCUUGCCGCAGGGCUAGGCCUUUGUGGCUGCAGGAGACCGGUGUCUUUCUAUGUUCACUACCUAAUGAAAAGCCGGGCCUUGGACGCAUCUGCUGCCUGGGGGCUAUUUUUGUGUCUCACCCUCAGGCCCUGAGGCCGAGUCACUAAAGAAAACAGCUUAUUUGCGAGCACAGAGUUUUGGAGCGAAUGUCAGCUGCAGAGCUGGACUAGACCCGGGCUGGCAAGGGUUAAAGGGGCUUCUCACACCCGGGGGACCCCAGUGGACCACGUUGGGUGGGAGGGGCGAAGGUGUAGGGUGGCCGCCCGCCCCCUCAGGGCUAGAUAGCCCCUUCCCAGAAGGCGAGGUCUUCCAGGUCCUUGUGGCGCCCUUUUCAAAAUGCACACUUGGCGGGGGAACUCCAAUCUGAGCUUUAACCAGGGAAAUCCUCGUGUGGAAGAACUCGUUAGCUGGUUUCAAAAGGGGGCCUGCGAUAAACUUGUUAAAAAGAGCAGCUAAAGGCAGCAGAACUGGAAGAAGUUACGUGAAAUGAAGACUUUUCUCUCCCUGCAGAGGACUCUGGAAAAGGGGGGGUAUGGGGGGAUUAAGUGAAAUCACAUGGUCUAGUCAUUUGGAAAUUUGUACCUAAUUAUGGUGGUGGAGAAGCCUGAACUAUUUUCGUUUCAUGCCAAAACCAUUUUCUAACAAGGCCGAUGGUUUCUGUAGUUUCUUGACCCAGGAAAUCCCUGGGCUGAUCUUUAACCGGGGGCGGUAGUGUUUCACUCCAGAGCACAGUUGGGCGGGGGGAUUUUGAUCAGGUCCCUCCAUGGAUAACUCUGGGGAGAAGGAUUUGGCUCUGGUUUGUGUGUGUAGGGGGGAACACUUGCCUGAAUCUCGCUGGUCUUGGAUGGGUUUCGAAAAGUGGAGAGACUGCUUCCCGGAGAAGGUUUCAGGGCUAUUUUUGGGGGGGGGGGGUGCUCGCAGAUGAGCCUCCUCCUGGGACUGUCUUUGGAAGCCGCAGGGAAAUGGGCCAUUCACUUUCUACUGGGACUAUUCUUAUUCUGGUCUUGGCAGCCCCGCCUCCCCCACCCCCACCCAUUAUCGCCUUUAGCUUUGCCGCUCCGUGGGGUUAUGCUGAUGGCAUUCCUGACCGGGGGCUUUUAGGUCGUGGGGUCCAAACUGAAAACAACUAGGAUGCCCCAAGCUAGUCCUCCCAGCCGGUUUCAAAUUCUCCCUGCAGCCACGUCCUGGGAGCUCUUUCAUCCUGCCCCGGGGAAUGACUAGAGCAGAUCUCAUCAGCCCUCACAUCUCCGUGAGAUGUUUUGGGGUCUGAAUGGGAUUCUCCUUGUGUCUGGGAGGCUGAAUGUGGGGGUGGCAUCUGCCUUCUCUCUUGCCCCCAGCCUUGCCCCUGGUGGGAGAUCUUUUGUGACUCAGGGGGGUUGCCUUCAUCCUUGUCCAGUCACCUCCCCAGGUCUGGCGGGAAACGGAACCAGAGGAACCCACAAUCUCUGGCCUGAGGAACAGAGAGGUCUGGCUGCUUCUCCAGCUUGCAGGGGGUGUCUUUUCCUCACCUCCUGCUCUCUCAUAGGGAGGGUUGUAAACUGCUUGUGGUCAGUUCUUGUGGGGUAAGCGUCCCUUCGGUUCCUGGACUCCCUUUUAGAUCUAGAGGUGCGUCUGGUCUGUUACGGGCAGGGGACAGUGCAGGGCUCAUGAGGAAGGGGCUGGGUGCUGGGAGAAACCCAAUGUGACAACUUUCCCUUGGAAUUCCUGUAGAACCCUUCCAGGCUGACAUUCUUGGCUUUGGGUGCCUCUGAGGCCUAUGUUGUAGGAAACAGAAAAGAGGCUUUCAGGAACCCCAGGUGUGCUCCCCAGCUAUGCUGACUCCUCCCCCAAGUGGGUGGGGCUUUGUGACUGGCACUUGGCUCCUGCCAGCUUGCAGGCUGUGUCCCAUUGUACAGUUGGGGACACUGAGCAAGGCACUGGCUGAGGUCUGGGCCGAUCCUUGGCUGUGGCUGGAGGAGCAGGGGCCCUGGGAUUCCUCACCAUCCUGCCAGAGCCGGAGCAUUUUAUUCAGAGGGUGUGCUGGAGUGAAGAGUGAAGCAUUUUCACCUGUGGCUUGUAGAUCAGAAGCCAGCAUGUGGUCUUUUAAUGAUAGGCAGCCAACAUUUAGGGCUUGUUUGUCCUGUGUGCAGGGGCAGCUGGGGAGCUUUGUUCCCCUAAGCAGUCUGGCCUGGCACCCGGGGGUCAUUGAGGGACUGAUAACAUAAAUAUCCCCCACUCGGGCCAGUCGCGUCAGACCAGGACUGAUGGUUGGAAGAUUCUCCCCGUCCUGGAGUUCUCAUUGGGACAUCUGUGCCUAAAACACAAAAGGCAAAGCCUCCUGAUUAACUGUUCCGGGAGCAGUUUUAGGAGUGAUUCUUGCUGGCCAGGGCCGUGUUUGGUGAGCUGUGAGCGGCUGCUACAAUCAGUGAGCGAUGUCUCAGCCAGCGUAGCUCAGAAGGUGGCUUUGGAAAGCAUGGUCUGCUCUUGGCAUCUUGAGCCAGGGGCAAAGGGGUGGGAGCUAUUCCUCCUCUGUCUGUCAUCUCAAGAAAUUUGCCAACUCAGGCUUUCAAGGGGUCAGUGAACUAGUAGGGGUGCUGUCUUCUCUGUUUAUUAAGCCAGGGCUAGAGGCCUGUGGGGAAUGGGGCCUGUGCACUGUGGACACAGACCACGAAGGCUCCUUCGAGCCACUCCUCCUUGUCCUGUUAUAUUUCUCUGGGCCUCAGUUUCCUCAGGUGGAAAGAAGUGAUAGCAGCCACCGCACACAUAGACACUAACUCAUUGGUAAAGCAGCUAAUGCAUAGGGGUUAUUACUGAAUUUUCUCCAUCGACUGGAGAGCGGACCAGUCGCUCUUUGGUUUGGCCAUGGCAAGAUGGCCACCACCAGGAUAUGACUCAUAAAUGUCACUUUUUUAUGAAAAAACAAAACAAAAAAAAACGCUGCUUGUAAUGGUUGAUGGGAAAUUCUUACUGCGUGAGUAGUUCUGAUCUUAUUUUGGGUCUCAAAAAAAAAUUAGUGGCAUUGGAACAUUGAGUCAUUUUCAGUAAAAAGGUUCUGGGCAGGCUUCAUCUUUGCCAUUCACACCUUAUGUGAGGUUUGCAGGUCUCGGGCGUCUUGGGGGCGUUGAGGAAGCUGAGAUUUCUCCGGUUGGUUUUUGGACAGUCAUGGGUGCCUCGGUGGGCUGGGGAGAGAGGCCUUGGGCUGCUUGUCCCGGACCUAGGAGGUGCAGAGCCCAUUAGCCGUCUGUGCUGGUGACUGGGACGUCCUGAGCUUCCUAGGAGGGGUUGGGGAUAUCUCUGUGCCUCUGGAACAUCCUGGCUGUGAGGCUCACCAUCUCAGCGCCUGUUUGCCCUUGGUUAUAUAUUGGGGAGGCAGGAUGGAGGGAGAUGGGAAGAAACCCCUGAGCUGGUGUCAGGGGGCCAAGGCAAGGAGGCCCAGAGCCACCCACGGUGCCCAGGUUCGUGCAGUGUCCAUGGGCAGGACUGUGGGUCCUCUUCCUGCUGCUGGAAUCAGAGAGAGCUGAAACUCUCCCAGCCUGUCUGUCGUAGCCCUUAGUGCCUGUGACAGGGCGGGGGGCGUGUGCACUGGUGGGGGUGGGGAAUAGGGUUCUUGGUGCUGCUCCUGGGUCAGUGCUGGUCUUGGCUCUGGGCCCGUGCACCACCCACACCUGGCCGCCUCGCUGUAAACACGCCUGGCAGAUGCAGGCUUCUCUCAACCCCUUUCGCAGGCUGCCUCCCUCUGUCAGGCCCCGAGGACUCCUCAGUGUAGGCUCCACGAGAGGCCACGUGCCCUCCUGUCUUUCCUUAUGGCCACUGGCCCUAGAGUAGACUCAUUUCAGAGAGGAGUGGGGUCUGGCCAACAGCCCAGUCUGGCUGCUUCCAGUGCCCCUUAAAGGUUAAGCCACUUCUUCAAGGAGCGCUUCAGCGACAGGGAGGGAGGGAGGCAGAAACCUAAGCUGCCUCUGCUUCUCCCUUGGUCCAGCCCCCAGACAGGGGUGGGGCCUGGCUUAGCCCUGCACCCCUCAGGGUGGUGGGGUGAGCCGGGCAGCCUUCGGCCUCUCCUGACCCUGAGAGGUACAGCCCUCACCUGGACUACGUGGGAUGGGGCGCCAUAGAGGAGACCACCUGCAGUCCCCUGGGGCCCUCAGCUUUGUCACAGGUCCCUGCAUUUGGGGACCUCUGUGCUAAUGGGGUGUUUUCUGUAGCUUCAUAUCCUGCAUAUCUGAAGAGCCCUGGUGGGAAUAGAGGUUCUCCCAGGGGAUCCCCUGCCCCUCGUAGCGGGGAAGGGGGGCUGUACUGCCCGAUCCCUGUUCCCCAGUGGCUCCGAAAGCUGGUCUGUGUGACGUACGGCUGGACAGGCCCCGGGCUCAGCACACAGGCCUGGAGCAGUCACAGUGCUCUCCUUCUGC
Molecule: messenger RNA, 5511 nt
Organism: Sapajus apella (tufted capuchin)
Lineage: Eukaryota; Metazoa; Chordata; Mammalia; Primates; Cebidae
Gene: PDGFA
Product: platelet derived growth factor subunit A
Exons: 3
Coding region: 620-1219 (199 amino acids)
Biological process (GO): positive regulation of phosphatidylinositol 3-kinase/protein kinase B signal transduction; positive regulation of ERK1 and ERK2 cascade; platelet-derived growth factor receptor signaling pathway
Cellular component (GO): membrane
Molecular function (GO): platelet-derived growth factor receptor binding; growth factor activity
Source: RefSeq, a predicted model, not a curated record